Ctenopharyngodon idella (grass carp) is the source of this 1452-nucleotide messenger RNA. It is a transcript of the gene atp6v1e1a, whose product is annotated as ATPase H+ transporting V1 subunit E1a. The transcript has 9 exons. Gene Ontology annotation, molecular function: proton-transporting ATPase activity, rotational mechanism. Gene Ontology annotation, cellular component: proton-transporting two-sector ATPase complex, catalytic domain. The coding region runs from base 204 to 884 and encodes 226 amino acids. Gene Ontology annotation, biological process: proton transmembrane transport. Lineage: Eukaryota; Metazoa; Chordata; Actinopteri; Cypriniformes; Xenocyprididae. The record is from RefSeq and is a predicted model, not a curated record.
ACGAUUCAAAUCACAUGACGCUUCCAUCCUUGUCAGCUGACGCCUGACGGAACUGUAGUUUAGUGCUGCAGCGUAUUUCUCACUGAUAUAACUAAAGUAGUGAAUAGUUUAGAUUAGUAGUUUUAAAGUUAGUCUAAUUCAAUCGUUCCCGUGACAAAUCCCUCUUCAGAUCGCAGUCAGUGCCUUAAAAACAACUUUAAAACAUGGCGCUCAGCGAUGCCGCGGUACAGAAACAGAUCAAACACAUGAUGGCCUUUAUUGAGCAGGAAGCCAAUGAGAAGGCAGAAGAAAUUGAUGCAAAGGCAGAAGAAGAGUUUAAUAUUGAAAAGGGACGACUGGUACAGACUCAAAGACUGAAGAUAAUGGAGUACUAUGAGAAGAAAGAGAAACAGAUUGAACAGCAGAAGAAAAUCCAGAUGUCGAAUUUGUUGAACCAGGCAAGACUGAAGGUGCUCAAAGCCCGCGAUGACAUGAUUAAGGAUCUCCUAAACGAUGCACGGCUACAGUUGGCCAACAUUGCCAAAGACCCAAAACAGUACCCAACACUGCUGGAGGGGCUGGUGUUACAGGGAUUUUAUCAGCUGCUGGAGCCCAAGGUUAUAAUCCGGUGCAGAAAGGAAGAUGUAGCGAUGGUUCAGGCAGCCGUUCAGAAAAACAUCCCCAUCUACAAAGAGGCUGUAAAGUGUAAUAUUGAGGUGCGCAUCGACGAAAACAACUUCCUGUCCCCUGACAUUUCAGGAGGUGUUGAAGUCUAUAACGCUGAUGGAAAGAUCAAGGUGUCCAACACACUGGAAAGCAGACUAGAUCUUCUAGCCCAACAGAUGAUGCCUGAAAUCAGAGUCACUCUGUUUGGUGCCAACCCAAACCGCAAGUUUAUGGAUUAAUGGACUGUUACACACUUUAGUUGGGAGAACGGUGAAAUUCAAAAAACAUGAUAAAGUGAUGAGGUCUGAUGGGAUGUUUUAAAAAAAUUAAGGUCACUUUGUGGAUUUUCUGAAGUGAAAAACUAUUCUUGUUGCAUUUCUGGAUAUUCAAUUUAUUGUCAUGCUCUCUUUCUUGUGUGUUUUUGCAAUUCCUCUUGGAAAACAAGCCCAAAGAAAGGCUUUGAAAUUGAAAGGCUUAUCAUGUGUGCUUGUGUUACCUUAUACCUCUCCUUUGAGUGUUUAUUUAGCGCUUUCUGUUUAAAUAUCAUGUCACUGGUAGGGAAAGUGGACUCCUGACAUCUUAUCUCAAGCUGUUUGAACAAAAAGCUAUAAGCACUCAGGAAUUUACAUUGUUAUUGCCUUGAAUGUUGUUAGCUAAGCUAGCAGCCUAACAGGUUUUCCCUGGACAAGGGACAUCCUCAUUUUUAAUGUCUUAAAAACAUGGAUGCCUCUGUGGUUUUCUGUGUAUUUUCAUUUGUAGUUCAAUUUCAUUCUACUACAGAUAAAUAAAUCAAAUAUAUUUUAUUUA